UGACUUCGUUUGAAGAGUUGUCCACGAGCCUCUCUCGCUUGACAACGUAGUCCCUGAUGUUGGAGAGGCCUGGCACCACGCAGCAGCUCAGGGCACUGCGGUAAAUGCUCAUGUCCUGGAUGUCGUACCACUCGUUGGUUCUUUCAUCGUAGCACUCGGCGUUGAAAGUCGUCGUAAAGCCAUUGAAGCCCCCAACCACGCACAGUGCCCGAGCUGAGGAACGCCAGUGUCCGUAUCCAACACCCGGAGCGUGCGGCCGCGAUCAUCCGGUCCCUCAAGGAGCAGGGGCCGAGCAAACUGCAGGUCAUCUCCGACUUCGACAUGACCCUGAGCAGGUUCUGGUGCCACGGCCGGCGCUGCCCCACCUCGCACAAUAUCCUCAGCGACAGCCGCGUUAUCAGCGAGGACGGCAGGAAGCAGCUCAAGGAUCUGCUGCACUAUUACUAUCCCAUUGAAAUCGAUCCCAACCGCACCCCGGAAGAGAAACAGCCUCUCAUGGUGGAGUGGUGGAGCAGGGUCCAUGAGCUCCUGGUACAGCAGAACAUCCAUAAGGAGGACAUAGCCCAGAUCGUCAGGGAGUCAGGAGUGAUGCUCAGGGAUGGGUUCAAGGAGUGGUUUGAUCAGCUCCAUGAGCACAACGUGCCCCUGUUCAUCUUCUCCGCUGGCGUCGGUGAUGUCCUUGAGGAGAUAAUCCGUCAGGCCAACGUCUUCCAUGCAAACAUCAACGUGGUCUCCAACUACAUGGACUUUGAUGAGAACGGAGUCCUCAGGUGCUUCAAGGGACCUCUCAUCCACACCUACAACAAGAACAACAGUGUCCUGCAGGGCACCGAGUACUUCCAGCAGCUCAGCACCCGCACGAGCAUCAUCCUGCUGGGGGACUCCAUGGGUGACCUGACCAUGGCAGAUGGUGUUCCCAACGUGGAGAACAUCCUCAAGAUUGGCUUCCUCAAUGACAAGGUGGAAGAGCGGAUGGGGAAGUACCUGGAUGCCUAUGACAUCGUGCUGGAGAGGGACGAGACGCUGGAUGUGGCCAACGGGAUCCUCCGCUACAUCCUUACGGAGACCUGAGCUGGGAAGGCUCCAGUAGCUCCGCAGCCGAUGUCCUGCCCUGGAGCUGAUCUUCCGGUACCUACACCUGCCACUGGGCAGGCUCCUGCCCCGUUACACAUCCUGACCUCACUCAACCCCCUUGAGCAGCCCUGGAGGUGGAGGAAGCUGCUCCCCUCCCUUCACCCCAUCUGCUGCUUCCACAUCUGCUGCUUCCCACUCAGACUUCAUCUCCAUCACACUGCACAUCCCACUUGGACUUCAUCCCAUUCAGGCUCCAUCCCACUCGGACAACCCCUUUUAUGUCUCAGGUAGAGAUGCUCUGCACUUGCUGCAGUGGUUGAGCACGGAAGUGGAGAUCAUUUGCUGUAGUUUGAGGACAGAUGGAAGUGGUUUCAUUUCCUCCCUAUGAAAAUGAGUCUCUUCUGUUGUCUCUGGGCUGCCAAGUGCCCGGCUGAGCUCCAGCAUCACCCACCCCAUGUGCCCCAUGGACACCCUGCAGCUCCCAGCCCUGCUGUUCCUCAGUGCCAGGGCUGCUGCAUCUCUGCUCCCAGCUGCAGGUACCCCCAUCCCGGAUGGAGCCACCGGGCGCUGCAGCAUCAUCAUCCCCCUGUGCUGGAGCAUCCCAGGAGCAGAGGUUUGGUUCCAGUCCUGCCUGACCCAGCAGUGCUGGAGCCUGGACCCCCCUGCACGAGGACUGUUCCAUGGCAGAGUAACCUGAGACAAAGCAAACUCCUUGGAAACCAGUGGAGAUGAUUUAUUUGGUGGAAGGCAGCAGUUGUUGGAGGGGCUCGUUGGGACCUGUUGCACUCUUCUGUUCUUGCAUCUGUUUUACCUGCAAGAUGAUU
Melopsittacus undulatus (budgerigar) is the source of this 1898-nucleotide messenger RNA. It is a transcript of the gene NT5C3B, whose product is annotated as 5'-nucleotidase, cytosolic IIIB. Gene Ontology annotation, molecular function: 5'-nucleotidase activity; magnesium ion binding. The transcript is spliced from 9 exons. Lineage: Eukaryota; Metazoa; Chordata; Aves; Psittaciformes; Psittaculidae. The record is from RefSeq and is a predicted model, not a curated record. Gene Ontology annotation, cellular component: cytoplasm. Bases 322 to 1071 code for a protein of 249 amino acids.